Messenger RNA from Gigantopelta aegis, 483 nucleotides. RefSeq names its product homeobox protein abdominal-A homolog. Gene Ontology annotation, cellular component: nucleus. Gene Ontology annotation, molecular function: DNA-binding transcription factor activity, RNA polymerase II-specific; RNA polymerase II cis-regulatory region sequence-specific DNA binding. The transcript has 2 exons. Gene Ontology annotation, biological process: regulation of transcription by RNA polymerase II; anterior/posterior pattern specification. The coding region runs from base 1 to 483 and encodes 160 amino acids. Lineage: Eukaryota; Metazoa; Mollusca; Gastropoda; Neomphalida; Peltospiridae. The record is from RefSeq and is a predicted model, not a curated record.
AUGGGAAAUCCUUUGCCACCAACGAAAUGGGGGUGGAGAUCACAGGAUGAUACACUCACACCAGUGGAAACUGACCUCGCUGUUGCUCCAGACACUUUGCUCAACAUGGUAUCCUGCGGAUGCAAAGACGAUGGUUGUGGGAGCAUGUCAUGUGGGUGUAAGAAACUUGAAGUUCAUUUCGAGCAGAAAAGGACACGUCAGACUUACACCCGAUACCAGACGCUGGAGCUAGAAAAAGAAUUCCAUUUUAACCGAUAUCUAACGAGAAGACGUCGCAUAGAGAUCGCUCACAUGUUGGGACUCACGGAAAGACAGAUCAAAAUCUGGUUUCAGAACAGGAGGAUGAAAUGGAAGAAAGAAAACAACUUGCAGAAACUUACAGGCCCCGAUAAGACAUUGAAAGAAGAACAGUUAUCUCCCAAGAGCAUCCAGAACUCUGGAUCCAUUGGUUUGGACUGUCCGUCUCCGAACGAUUCAGGGUAG